AUGUCGACCACCACACCGCAAGUAAACGACCAAGGCAAUGUGGUUAUGGGGCAGGAACUCCUGAAGAAUGAGGAGCACCUUUCGGGGAAAUCUGACUUCGAGGCUGCGAUACAACAAGAAUAUGAUCACCUUUCAAAAGUCCACCCAACGUCGAAUGACAUCCCGAGUUUUCUUAAACUGACUCUGGAUGCAGGUAUAAAAAGCCAAGUGAAAUCCCUCUAUAGACAUGGAGCUAUGGCGGAAUGCAAUCAAAAACUUGAAGACUGGAAGUUUUGCCUAUCUCUGAAGAUGCUAUCACCGGAGGAGAAAAGGAAGGCGUGGUUGCAACAUAGGGCACAAUGGUGGGCAGAAAGAAGGGUCAACGGAAGUAGUGAAGAUGUAUGGGAUAUCAGAACGUGA
This is a messenger RNA of Acaulospora colombiana, 399 nucleotides long. Lineage: Eukaryota; Fungi; Glomeromycota; Glomeromycetes; Diversisporales; Acaulosporaceae. The record is from the annotation of a GenBank genome assembly.